Molecule: messenger RNA, 2244 nt
Organism: Talaromyces proteolyticus
Lineage: Eukaryota; Fungi; Ascomycota; Eurotiomycetes; Eurotiales; Trichocomaceae
Product: LIM-domain binding protein-domain-containing protein
Exons: 5
Coding region: 1-2244 (747 amino acids)
Biological process (GO): negative regulation of transcription by RNA polymerase II; positive regulation of transcription by RNA polymerase II
Cellular component (GO): transcription regulator complex; nucleus
Source: RefSeq, a predicted model, not a curated record
AUGAUGACUCAGCCAUUCCCGGCCCAUCAAGGCAUCCCUCAGCACCCCGGUUUGCCUCCAGGCCACCCAAUGGCCCAGGCUCAGCAUCCGAAUAUGGUGCAAGGCCCUGGUAUGGUACAGCAGAUGCAUCCUGGUGUGUCUGCUGCUGGCCCUCAAGUCAGCCAGCCGGGGCCCAUGAUGGCUGGAAUGCCUCCUGGCGCGACAACCGGCCCUGGAGGCCAUGUUGCGAAUGCCCAUGCUUUGCAACAUUUGAACCCCGCACAGGCCCAGGCGCAACACCUCUUGCAGCAGCAGCCAUAUGGCAUGAAUGCAACGAAUAAUAACCAAAUUUUGCAGCAGCAACAAGCCAUGCGACACCGAAUGCUACAGCAGCAGCAGUUAGCGGCUCAACAACACCACGGUGGCGGUAUUCCAGUUUCGAUGCCAGCUGGAACACAAGGCAUGAGCCAAGCUCAACUCUCUGCCCUCCAAAAUUCUAACAUGCGCGGGCCUGUCAAUAUGAUGCAUUUCCAGCAGCAGAUGCCUCAUGUACCCCCGAACCUGCAACAGCAGCAGCACUACAUGGCCAUGCAACAGGCUGCGCAACAGGCUGCUGCACAGCAACAAGCGGCAGCUCAAGCCAAUCAACAGGGCCAGCACACACCACAACAGCGCGCAGCUGUCCCUCCCCAAAGCGUCACUCCUCAACCUCAACCUGGCCAUCCAGCUCCUCAGAGAGGCGGUACACCGUCACAACAGUCCAAUCCCCCGCAACAUGCUACACCACAACCUCCAUCUCAUCAAGGCUCGCAGCCUCCAACACAACCAACCCCUAAUCCUCAACACCAACAGAUUCCUCAGGCUCAACAUCCGCAGCAACCGCCUCAACAACAGCAACAAGCGCAACAAAAUCAGCAACAACAGCAACAGCAACCUAACCAACCGCAAAUCCCAAACGGUCAACAACAAGCCGUUCAGCAACAGCACCAGGCUCAGAUGAACCAGCAGCAACAGCAGCAAAUGUCCGGCCCAGACCAGUUGAAAUUGCAGCAGCAGCAACAACUCAUGCUAGAACAACAACGGCGUGCUGCAAAUCCUAUCAUGCAAAGUAACAAAGGGCCAUUGACCCAUUAUGUCAAUAGCUAUUUCGAGACUCUGAGCAAUUUCCAAAGCAACGGUGAAGAUGCAGAUCUCCUAUUCUGGCAGGACGUGGUGAAUAAAUUUUACAAUACAACAUUCCAAAUGAGUACAGGGCAGCCGUGGGGAGUUUUGCGUCAAGGUGUUCUGUUACCGGGGACUGGCUCCAAGUCUUUUGAAGUUAAUGCGACUAUCCUGCCGCGGUAUUAUGUCACGCUUUUCAACAACGGAAUCAGGAGAAUACAAACCCAUAUGGAGGCCACGCAGGAGUUUACUCCGCAGAACGGGUACCGCGUUGUAUACAGUCCCAAGACGAGUUUCAUUUAUUGGUUCUCAAAUGACUGUCAGCUGUUUGUCAAUGGUUCUCUCAAAGUCCUCGUGAAUCCCGAUUUCAAAUUCGAUCUCGUUGAUAUUUCGGUGAGCGGUUUCAGGGAAUACAUUCCUCGCAACCUAUUGCAACUUCAGGAACCACCUGAGCAGAAGCAAAGCCCCCGUGUAUCAAAGACAGGUAACAAGCGUGCUCAACAGAAGCAACCACCUCCGCCACCUACCAUCAUCCCUCCAGAGUCGCUAGUAAAUGAGAAUGGACUUCCAGCCAGCGUUCAGUGCUUUUUAGAGAUUGCAGAGCCUUUAUCAUCCAUGACAAGUUUAAUCUUUCAUAGUGCUGGUAACCCUCAAAAGAGCGCCGGAGAUGUGCUUCGAGAAGUUACUGCCAUGAUGGCGCAACAAGGAAUGAAUGCUGCAAUUCAGCAACAAGGACAGAGGACACCUAACAUGAACAAUGCGCCAUCUCAAUUCGCAUCUCCCUUGGUGGGCCAGAUGGGUUUGCCUGGUGCACAAGCUUCACCUCACCUUGGUAAUUCGGCUCAGCCUAGCCCAGCUCAGAGCCAUCUCAUGGGACCUGGUAUGAUUCCGCACCAAAACCAAGCUGCUAUGAACGCGAACGGAAACCAAGGCACGAGCGCGAACACGAGUCCCAAUGUUUCCAACAAACGUCGUCGUGCGAGCACCGUCAAGACAGAGGGCGACGAUGGUGCCGAAGUAAACGGGACAGGACCAGUAGGUGGUGCGUCGAAAGUGAAAGCCAGCCCUCGCGUUGGCGGCAAAAGACAGAAGGGUACUACUUAG